Molecule: messenger RNA, 792 nt
Organism: Mesocricetus auratus (golden hamster)
Lineage: Eukaryota; Metazoa; Chordata; Mammalia; Rodentia; Cricetidae
Gene: Erln
Product: small integral membrane protein 6
Exons: 3
Coding region: 215-424 (69 amino acids)
Source: RefSeq, a predicted model, not a curated record
CUCAGAUGAGAGGCAACAGUGAGAUGCCCCAAAGAGGAACUGGACAGGAGCCUUCCAGAACUGUGACACAGGCUACCAUUCUGGCCACUUCACUCCUUCAGACAGAUCACUUGGCCUCAGUUCCGGCACGGCCCAGAGGAACCCUCGGCACACAGACCGCUCGUGACUGCCGCUCCCCUUCCUGCUCUCACCUGUUUGCCUCCCGGUGACUGAAAUGACAAUCAAAACUAGACGAAGCAAGCUUCCUAUUUACACAGGCCAAAUGAUAACCCUGAAGACUACCCAGAGUGAUGACUUCUGGAAUAACCCCUGGGACUUGGGGGGCCUGAUAGUGAUUGGGUUAUUCAUCUGCACUUUCCUGUUCCUCACCCUGUUUGCCCUUGUGUUUGGGUAUGUGGAAAAGGCUAUGUGUGAAGAGGACUGACCUGACUUCCUGGAGCCUGGGGGCAGCAGGGAAAGACGGGCUGACCGACCUGCUGCCCCCCACAGCAGCGGCAGCUCUCCAGCCCCUCAGGCUCAAGAAGGCGUCUACCUUCUGGAUCUGACUCAGGGACUGCUGGUCAAAGAGCAAGAUGGGAAGGCUGGUCUGACCCUGUUUCAGGCUCUCCCACCCGACUACCAGCUACCACUGGAAGCGAUGGAGAGGGACACUCUGCUCCACCUGAAGUGGCGGCGGCAGCAGCGGUGGCUAACAAGGUCUUCUAAGCUUCCCUGCCCAGGCAGCAAUCCUGCAAGUCCCCAACAGAGAAGGACAUAAAAUGUCAGAUGAAGUAAAACUCCUUUUCAAAUCCA